Molecule: messenger RNA, 990 nt
Organism: Papaver somniferum (opium poppy)
Lineage: Eukaryota; Viridiplantae; Streptophyta; Magnoliopsida; Ranunculales; Papaveraceae
Product: putative F-box protein At3g10240
Exons: 1
Coding region: 1-990 (329 amino acids)
Source: RefSeq, a predicted model, not a curated record
AUGCUUGAAGGCAGAGGAAGAUUAGCAUUAACAACAUCCGUUGACUCAACAAGGAAGAUGAAAUUUUCAUCUGAGAAUAUAGGUUUUUUUGGACCGAUAAAUGGUGUAGUCGGUUAUGGCCCUACAAAAAGCUCUACUAUUCGUAUAUACAAUAUCAGUACCCGAGAAGUAUCACCAUGGAUUAAAUCAGAGUUGCCAAGGAACUCUGAUGACGAAGAAAAAAUCAUAGAAAGAACACCUUACUAUGAAAUGGGAUUUGAUCCUGCCACAAAAAAACACAAAGUUAUAUGUAUAUGGCGCACAAGUAUAUAUGAUUUUGAAACGUCCAGUUUUGAAUAUGAACGCGUGUGUGAAGUUUUAACUGUAGGAGACAUCACAUGGAGAAGGAUUGAGCUCCCACCAUUUGAGCUUCACAAUGAAUGUUACCAACGCAAACAUACAAUUUAUCUGAAUGGUUUUAUAUACUUUUGCACUGAAAACUUAAUGAAAUUAGGUGAGCAGGGUAAUGACAAGUUAGUAGCGUUUGAUGUUGGGGCUGAGAAGUUCAGAGUGAUCACAGUCCCUAAUUUCAUCCUUAAUCAACCAAGGCAUGUUUAUUUGUCUAUCUAUUUAAUAGAACUGGAAGGUCGCUUAGCUAUAUUAAGUAGAAUGAACGAUUACACUGCCAAGCUAUGGGUAUUUGAUGAUGCUUAUGGGAACAACAAAGAGAUGAAUAGUAGCACGAGUAAUAGCAGUGACCAACAUUGGACAGAAGUUACUAUUGAAUUACCUUAUUUAUGGAGCGACGAUCGGGAGGUUUCUUUUCACUCCGUUGCUGGGACUGAACUGAUAGUCAUUGAAUCCCUUGAAAAACAGUUUAUCUUCACGCGUCAUUUAUACAAUUGGAAAACCAAGUCUUGCAAAGAGAUUGAUAUCAACGGCCGGUUCAAGUACUAUCCCCUAAUUUCUACAGUUUCAACUUUGGUGGAGAGCCUUUUGCAUGUGCGGUAG